This is a messenger RNA of Desarmillaria tabescens, 1197 nucleotides long. RefSeq lists its product as uncharacterized. NCBI's taxonomy places the organism in Eukaryota, Fungi, Basidiomycota, Agaricomycetes, Agaricales, Physalacriaceae. Bases 1 to 1197 code for a protein of 398 amino acids. The transcript has 8 exons. The record is from RefSeq and is a predicted model, not a curated record.
AUGUCACAACGUGAGCCUCUUUGGUACUGCCACGAAUGCGGCGCGGAGUCACGGCCUUUAAUGGUGAGAGGUGGAGUGCUCUCUUCAACUGCUCUUAUUGAUGGAUACAAGAUUCCGGAACCAGCGUGUGCUUCAUGUCAUAGCUCAUUUGUCGAAAAGAUGGACAAUCCAUCGGAUGACCCACGAGACUUUGGGCAUCCUUUGGAUACUGGAGAUUUGGACUCAGAUGUUUAUAUUCGUCCGUUCAUGUUAUCUCGACUGCUGUACACGAUGCCUCAACUUGAUACAGCUGCCCUUCAAAACCUAUUCGGCAUCUCGCCCUCAAGAAACUUUGAAAGGGAGCAUCGAGGCUCCUUUGGUGGCCGUUCUGAAACUAGCUCCGCUCCGAGUGUAACUUUUUCGGUAAGAAAUGAUAAUGGUAUAAGAACAUACACGUUUGGGGGAGGUAAUACACUGGGAGGCAGACCACCAACCAUGUCAGAGUUUCAUAGAGAUUCUGGUGUAGAUCGUCACGAUCCCAGCAUCAAUGGCUCGCUCAUGGCUCAGUAUCUAAUGGCCCUUCUUGGCGGUCCAACGGGGUCUUUGAACGAGAUGUUUGCGCGUGGGUUUGGUGCAGAAAAUGGCCGGAUGGGUGACUAUGUCUUCAAUCAAGAAGCAUUGGAUCAAAUUAUCACGCAACUAAUGGAAAGCAACGCGCAUCAUCCUGUUCCUGCCACUGACCAAAUAAUGGAGAAACUCCCUAGGGAAGUUUUAGAAAUAGGAUCUCCUACUCUCCGUAAAGACUGCGCUGUAUGCAAAGAGCAGUUCUCCCUCGAGACUGAAGAUCCUGGGGAGCAAGUUGUUGUGACUCUGCCUUGCAGUCACCCUUUCCAUGAACCAUGCAUAUUACCUUGGCUAAAAUCCAGUGGAACUUGUCCCGUAUGCAGACAUCAGCUGAUCGCACAACCUGAGCACUAUAGUCCACAACCCGGCCCUAGUCAGGCCAGCGGCAACAACCGCAGGACUCCUUCUCGAUCGCGGUCACCGGGAGGCGAUCCCUCUGGAAUUUUCCAGUCACUGUUUGGGUCGUCCAUGCGUUUUGACCGCUCAUCCACAGGCGGUAACUCAUCAUCAUCAUCAGCGCCUCCAGACCAACGCAACAGCAGCUCAAGUCGAGGUGGAAAUCACGUACCCGGUGGAUGGGAUGAUCUUGAUUAA